CUUGGAUUUAUUCCUCGACCCUUUACCCACACUCGAGAGAGUGGGGAAGGAAGAGAGGGAGAGGGAGAGGGAGAUGGCAGCUUCAGUUGUGCCAGAGAUCAAUGUCGUUGCCAUCUCUGGUUCCCUUCGCAAAGCUUCCUACAAUCGUGGCCUCGUCCGCUCUGCAAUCGAGAUAAGCAGGGAGUCUAUUAAGGGAAUGAAGAUAGAAUACGUCGACAUCUCACCACUCCCUUUCAUUAACACCGAUCUCGAAGUCGACGGCACUUACCCACCGGUUGUCGAAGCCUUCCGUCAGAAGAUCCUUGCUGCCGAUUGCUUUCUCUUUGCUUCUCCUGAGUACAACUACUCUGUUUCCCCUCCUCUGAAGAAUGCGAUUGACUGGGCAUCUAGACCUCCAAAUGUUUGGGCUGGUAAGCCGGCUGCCAUUGUAAGCGCAGGAGGAGGUUUUGGUGGAGGAAGAGCACAAUACCAUUUGCGCCAAAUUGGGGUUUAUCUUGAUCUUCAUUUUAUUAACAAGCCGGAGUUUUUCUUGAAUGCAUUCCAACCUCCACAGAAGUUUGAUAGUGAUGGCAACUUAUUGGACGCUGAAGCUAAGGAGAAGUUAAAGCAGGUUCUUUUAUCAUUGCAGGCAUUUACUUUGAAACUCAAUGGCAAGUGUGAAUAAAUCCAUGCAAAAUCAAGUCCCUGCUACAGGGUAGAUAACACAUGCUUCUUUGCUCCAUGGUACGAUAGGCAGGUGUUAAUAAUGUGUUGGCUUGACAAAAUUUAUCAAAUUGACGUGCAGUUGUUUCUACUUGGGUUGAAAUGAAGAAACCCGGAAAAGCUCUUUGUGUUACUAGUGAGUACAUUUGACUUUGGAUUUAUGUUGGUGAUUCUGACCUCAAGUUGAUCUUAUCGAACUUUUCUAGAUAAUGUGCUAUACACUGGAAAGGUUCUUUUUUUUCUUUUUC
Macadamia integrifolia is the source of this 950-nucleotide messenger RNA. RefSeq names its product NADPH:quinone oxidoreductase-like. Gene Ontology annotation, molecular function: FMN binding; oxidoreductase activity. The transcript has 3 exons. Bases 74 to 664 code for a protein of 196 amino acids. Lineage: Eukaryota; Viridiplantae; Streptophyta; Magnoliopsida; Proteales; Proteaceae. The record is from RefSeq and is a predicted model, not a curated record. Gene Ontology annotation, cellular component: cytosol.